Messenger RNA from Cornus florida, 1337 nucleotides. Its product is annotated as glycerol-3-phosphate acyltransferase 9. The transcript is spliced from 12 exons. Gene Ontology annotation, molecular function: glycerol-3-phosphate O-acyltransferase activity. The record is from RefSeq and is a predicted model, not a curated record. Gene Ontology annotation, biological process: triglyceride biosynthetic process. NCBI's taxonomy places the organism in Eukaryota, Viridiplantae, Streptophyta, Magnoliopsida, Cornales, Cornaceae. Bases 89 to 1204 code for a protein of 371 amino acids. Gene Ontology annotation, cellular component: endoplasmic reticulum.
GAGUGAUGUCUUUUCACAAACCAAGACAAGGCCAACAAAUAAAUUCUUCAAUUCUCUCCCUUUGUAGCAGCAGAGAAACAAGAGAGAGAUGAGUAAGAUGAAAUCAUCCAGCUCCGAAUUGGACUUUGAUCGACCCAACAUCGAAGAUUAUCUCCCCUCUGGAUCCAUCCCAGAACCCCAUGGCCAGCUUCGCCUGCGUGAUCUGCUCGACAUUUCGCCCACUUUAACGGAGGCGGCUGGUGCCAUUGUUGAUGACUCUUUCACGCGUUGUUUCAAGUCAAAUCCUCCAGAACCUUGGAAUUGGAACAUAUAUUUGUUUCCGCUAUGGUGCUUGGGGGUGGUAAUUAGAUAUGGGAUUCUGUUCCCUGCAAGGGUUCUUAUAUUGACAAUAGGGUGGAUAAUAUUCCUUUCGUCCUUUAUUCCAGUACAUUUUCUGUUGAAAGGGCAUGAUAAGUUGAGGAAAAAGUUAGAGAGGUGUCUAGUGGAGUUAAUUUGCAGCUUCUUCGUUGCAUCAUGGACUGGGGUUGUCAAGUACCAUGGACCACGGCCUAGCAUGCGGCCUAAGCAAGUUUUUGUGGCCAAUCACACUUCGAUGAUCGAUUUCAUUAUUUUAGAACAGAUGACUGCAUUUGCUGUCAUUAUGCAGAAGCAUCCUGGAUGGGUUGGACUGUUGCAAAGCACUAUAUUGGAGAGUGUAGGAUGCAUCUGGUUUCAUCGUUCUGAAGCCAAGGAUCGUGAAAUUGUUGCAAGAAAGUUAAGGGAUCAUGUUCAAGGGGUUGACAAUAACCCCCUUCUUAUAUUCCCUGAAGGAACUUGUGUAAAUAACCACUACACUGUUAUGUUCAAGAAGGGUGCAUUUGAACUCGGUUGCACUGUUUGCCCAGUUGCAAUCAAGUACAACAAAAUUUUCGUUGAUGCCUUUUGGAACAGUAGAAAGCAAUCCUUCACAAUGCAUCUGCUGCAGCUAAUGACAUCAUGGGCUGUUGUUUGUGAUGUGUGGUACUUGGAGCCCCAGAAUCUGAAGCCUGGGGAGACACCUAUUGAAUUUGCAGAGAGGGUCAGGGACAUUAUUUCCGUUCGAGCUGGUCUUAAAAAGGUACCCUGGGACGGAUAUCUGAAAUACUCUCGUCCUAGCCCCAAGCAUAGGGAGCGGAAGCAACAAAGCUUCGCAGAGUCGGUGCUGCGCCGAUUGGAGGAAAAAUAAUCAACGGAUUUGUAUUGAUUUUUUUUUUGGUGGUUUAAAUUUCAUGUAGCCCUUGUAGCUGUCUAAAUACACAGGUACUUUGUCUACCUCAAUUCCCUGUUUAUUUGAAUAAAGAUGAUUUCGAUUACUGGAA